AUGUUCCUAAAAAUUCUCAGUGGAGCGCACUUACUAAAAUCUGGAAAAUCCUACAAGCUGAAGAAGAAUCCAAAAGGGAACAGUGAUAAGAAGGUUCAUGCCGCAAUUCUGGCUGACCAGAAGGCCGCUCAAGACGCCAUCAAUCCAACUCUCAACGAAAUUGCAUCUGAUAAGCAGAUUCUGGCAAAAAAUGACGAUAGAAGUCAUAAGAUCUCUUACGCCAAUGUUCGUGUAAUCCCCCACGAGAUGAGCUUCCCACAAAUUGGAGGUUUGAAGCAUAUUCGUGUCAAUAAUUCAUCAGGAAAACGGAUUGCUUAUAUGGUCAAAUGCUCGGAUAAUAUGCUAUUCAGUAUCAAUCCAGUUUUUGGAAUCAUUGAAACUGACCGAGAUGCGCAGAUUAAUAUUUUGAGAGAGAAUGGAGAGGCUAAGAAUGAUAAGCUGGUUAUCAUCACGGCAGCGCACUCUGACAAGAGCAAGACUGCUGAACAGACAUUUUCGGAUCUCCAUCAUAACAACUCCCACAACUACAACAUCAAUGUGGUUCCACUUUUGACUCAAUGA
Molecule: messenger RNA, 561 nt
Organism: Caenorhabditis briggsae
Lineage: Eukaryota; Metazoa; Nematoda; Chromadorea; Rhabditida; Rhabditidae
Exons: 5
Coding region: 1-561 (186 amino acids)
Source: RefSeq, a predicted model, not a curated record